AUGGCUCCCGCUGUCCCUAGACUGCGGAUCCUGUCAGUGGGCGGAAACGCCGUCUCAGCCUUUCUAUCGUGGCGGUUACAAGCGACAAACGCCUGCGAUGUCACACUUGUGUGGAAGUCGGGAUAUGACAGCGUUGCUCAAUACGGCAUCUCCUUCAAAUCCGCGCUUUACGGCAACGAAAGGUUCAAGCCUCACUCUGUCGUUCGCACACCCGAAGAUGCUGCCCAUUCUUCCAAACAGCCUUUCGACUAUGUUCUCCUCUGCGUCAAAGCCCUUCCCGAUGUAUACGAUAUCGCCAACAUCAUCGAGUCGGUCGUCUCUCCUCAGCACACGUGCAUCCUUAUGAAUACCACACAUAGCCUGGGUGUCGAAUCAUAUCUGGAACAGCGUUUUCCUACCAAUGUCGUGCUAUCAUUGGUAUCUGGAGCAGAGAUUUCGCAGAUUGGAGCAAGCGAGUUUGAACACAAGGGGGCCACAGACAUAUGGGUCGGCCCUGCGAACAAAAACCCUUCCAUCCCGGCUCAGAUCCAGUCUGACAUGGCAGAGGCUCUUGCCAUGACAUUGGGUUCAGGCCAAGUGGAUUGCAAAGUUUCCACCAAUAUUCGACAACAGCAGUAUGAGCGUAUGAUUGGUCCAAUCGCGUUCCAACCGGCCAGUGUUCUCUUUGAAACACCUAACCACGCAGAGUUGAUCCAAAAGGUCGGCGUUCGUGCCCUUAUCACUGGUGUUAUCGACGAACUCCUCAUGCUCUCCCAAGCUCAGGGUUGCUCAUUUCCCGCCGACUUCCGGGAAACAACAAUCGAUCAGAUGACACAACAUCAGGAGAGCAACAGUACUAUGUGGAUGGACUUCGAGGCUAAGCGCCCUAUGGAGAUCGAAACAUAUCUUGGAUCUCCGUUGAAAUUGGCACAAGAAGCCAACGUCCUGGUCCCACGGAUCGAGACUCUUUAUGCCACUCUCCAUCAUUUCAACAUUGCGAACCGAAAUCGACCAGCUGCCACCACAAUGCCUCUACACUCGCAAAACGGACACCCGCCACCUCCAAGACUCUCAUCGGCACCGCCUUCGCGAGGGCCUUCAGGUCCAGGCGGACCGGGACCCAUGAUGAAUGGAAAUGGCCCGAUGAAGGGUGGACCUCGACCGGGAAGCCGUGCCCCAUCCGUUAACGGAGGACCUCCUCAAAUGCGCCGGGGACCUCCUCCAGGCCCAAUGAAUGGACCCCCUAUGAACGGUGGGCCUAUGAACGGGUUUCCCCCACGAAUGCACAGCGGGCCUAACGGCCAGCGCCGCCCAUCUCUCGAGGACAACACUCUGGAGGAAUUCUCGCAUCUCAUGCUGUACGAUGAAGCAGCCGAGGGUGGGGCCCCCAACGGUAGCAAUGAGAGCGCUGGAAACUCAUCCAACAACCUUGCUCUCCGAGAAAGGGAGCUUAUGCUGAGGCAGCGGGAGCUCCAGCUCAGGGAGCAAGAGAUGAACAUGCGUCGCGGACCCAUGCCUGGACCAGGACCUCGAGGUCGUCCCCCGCCACCCCAAUCAAUAGGUGGUUAUGACGAUGACGACGACGAAGAUGACUUCUUUGACCCAAUGGGCGGUCGUGCACCUGGGCCGCCGAUUGAUCCUGACAAUUUUGACAUGAUGAGCGUCACGUCGCGUCGCAAUCGCAAGGCCCCCAGCGCCAGCCAAAUUCGCAACAAUCCUGAAUUGGCAGCAUAUGGUAGCGGCGGCUCGAACGGGCGGUCAAGGAACCCAUUCUCGCGUCCUGGCAUGAACAAAAACCGUACCAGCGCAAGAACAAUGGCGGAUGUUCCCGGCCUCCAUGAAUCCAUCAUGAACAACCCUCUCAUGGGCUACUCGUCCAACCGAUAUGGGGACGUUGAUCGUGGCGCCAUGGGUGCGCAAUCGAGAACCAACUCACUGACUGCAACGCGUCUAGAUGAGAUUCAAGGGAACGGGAGUUAUGGUGGUGGUGCAUAUCCUUCAAUGAGCCGCCGCACAAGUCAAUCGCCCGGCAACCCUCUCAGCCCUGGCCCCAGACCAAUGGGUCGUCCGUCGCCCCCGAACAGCUACGGUCCCAACAUGAUGCCUACGAACGGGAUGCCUCCCAACGGAAUGCUCCCCAACGGCCGUCCGUCGCCUCCUGGCAUGAGGCAGCCCGUUCCAAGACAUCCCCCGGGUCUCGGAAACGCAGUGGCACCACAACAAGUUGAACAACAUGCCGGGGUGAGCACUCUUUAUCCGCCCAAGUCUCGUCCUCAAGUUCGCAGUCUGACAGGAAGCGCCAGCGCUAGUUCUGAACCGCUGGAUAGCACUGAAAACUCUGCGCACAGUAGCCAGAGUAGCCUGGGACCCCGUCCUGCAGUCGGCGUUCGGUAA
This is a messenger RNA of Dothidotthia symphoricarpi CBS 119687, 2373 nucleotides long. RefSeq lists its product as uncharacterized. Gene Ontology annotation, molecular function: oxidoreductase activity. Gene Ontology annotation, cellular component: cytoplasm. The transcript has 5 exons. NCBI's taxonomy places the organism in Eukaryota, Fungi, Ascomycota, Dothideomycetes, Pleosporales, Dothidotthiaceae. The record is from RefSeq and is a predicted model, not a curated record. The coding region runs from base 1 to 2373 and encodes 790 amino acids.